This is a messenger RNA of Oryzias latipes (Japanese medaka), 1904 nucleotides long. Lineage: Eukaryota; Metazoa; Chordata; Actinopteri; Beloniformes; Adrianichthyidae. The record is from RefSeq and is a predicted model, not a curated record.
AAGCGCAGGUCGGUCAGAGGAUUUCCGAGCGGCGUUCGGAGGAUUUCGGCUCUGCUGCUUCAUCUUCACCUCCGCCCCCCCCUCGAACCUCGAGGAUUCCUCCGCGAGCCGACAGUCGAAGCUGCGCGAACCGAGCCCGCGCGCCGUCAUGGACUUCAACGUCAAGAAGCUGGCCUCAGACGCGGGGGUGUUCUUCACGCGCGCCGUCCAGUUCACAGAGGAGAAGCUGGGCCAGGCGGAGAAGACGGAGCUGGACCCUCAUCUAGAAAACCUGAUAACCAGAGCAGACAGCACCAAGAACUGGACAGAGAAGAUCCUGAGACAGACUGAAGUUCUCCUGCAGCCCAACCCCAUCGACCACACAGGCGCUCGAAUCGAGGAGUUCAUCUACGACAAACUGGACAAGAAGCUGCCGUCCCGGAUGACCACCGCCGAGCUGCUGGGUCAGUACAUGCUGGACGCCGCCAAGGAGUUCGGAGCAGACUCUCCGUACGGCAGCACCUUGAUCACCGUUGGGGAGUACCAGAAGAGGCUGGGGGGUGCCGAGCGAGAGUUCCUGCAGACCUCAGCGGCCGCAUUCCUCUCUCCUCUACGCAACUUCCUGGAAGGAGACUGGAGGACCAUCUCCAAAGAGAAGCGGCUUCUGGAGAACCGACGGCUGGAUCUGGACAUCUGCAAGGCUCGCUUGAAGAAGGCCAAGCAUGCCGAGGCCAAAGCUGCGGCAGCCCCAGACUUUCAGGAGACCAGGCCUCGAAAUUACGUCCUUUCUGCCAGCGCCUCGGCGCUGCUCAGCGAGGAAGUGGACAAAGCGGAGCACGAACUCCGGGUGGCUCAGACGGAGUUCGACCGGCAGGCGGAGGUGACCCGGCUGCUGCUGGAGGGCAUCAGCAGCACGCACCUCAACCAUCUGCGCUGCCUGCAGGACUUUGCAGAAGCUCAGACCACAUACUUCUCUCAGUGUCAUCACCACAUGCAGGAGCUUCAGCGGGAGCUCCACAGAUGUGCCAACGCUGUUGGCGCCCCCCACUCGUCUGCUGCUAGCUCCAACCCCGCCUUUCCGUCCGAUCAUUCGUCUCCUGGAGCCAGCUUCUCCGCGUGCGAUCCAAAGCCCGGACCGCUGUCGAUGGAGCCGCCGGCCACCGGCACCCGAAAGGCGAAAGUCCUGUACGACUACGACGCCCACGAUGCCAGCGAGCUUUCCCUCCUGGCUGACGAGCUUAUCACCGUCUACACCGUCCCAGGAAUGGACCCCGACUGGUUGGUUGGAGAAAGAGGGAACGAGAAGGGCAAAGUCCCGGUCACUUACCUGGAGCUGCUGAGCUAAUGACCCCCCACCCCCAAGCGCCCACACACACAUGCACACCCCUGUACACACACAGAGAUCACCGUGAUCACUGAUUACCAGGAACGUUUCCUCAGACGUGGAGAGCCGCUGCUAACUGACACCGUGGGCAGAACUGUCGUUGCAGAUCCCCUCGUGGUCCACAGUCGGACCGUUUUGGGAUCGUUUACGACACAAUAUUCCAAAAUCUUAUCAGCGCCUGAUGGUUGUUUCUUUGUUCACAUGAUGACCAAACAAACCCGUCCGCUCCUGCAGCUCAUCAGAUCCCGAUUAGCUCAUGAAAAACGUUGAGGACUCUUCACCCGUGUGCUCCGGGGAACAGUGACUGCAGAAGCUGUUCUGUGCAUGUGUGUGUCCACGUGUGACCUUCCGUUUGUUUAGCGUGUCGUGCUUCUCUGUUGCGCACAUGUUGUUGUGUUUUGAUUUUUUUUUUUUUGACUUGAAAUGAGCCGAACUCGCCGUCCUCGUUCCAGUUUCUGCACAGCCGUGGUUUGAUGUGGAGCCAACAUGCAUGUGUGUUUCUCUGUAACUGUCUUUAAUAAACACAUACAGCUGUUCAGGA